Messenger RNA from Desarmillaria tabescens, 1851 nucleotides. RefSeq lists its product as uncharacterized. NCBI's taxonomy places the organism in Eukaryota, Fungi, Basidiomycota, Agaricomycetes, Agaricales, Physalacriaceae. The transcript has 6 exons. The record is from RefSeq and is a predicted model, not a curated record. Bases 1 to 1851 code for a protein of 616 amino acids.
AUGUACUCGGGACCACCGAUCCGAACUACAUCAGCAUCGUCCCCAGAUUUUGUAUCCUCCUUCCACCAGUCUGCGAAACCUACGUUCAGGAUGAUGGCAGCUCGUGUGACAACUCUACCUGCGGAGAUUCUAUCCUUGAUCAUCGGAGAGUUUUACAAUGCCAGCGAAUGGGAAGAUUUACGAGCUCUGAGACUGACGUGCCAGCGUCUCAGCGAGCUCAUUACACCCAUUCUAUUUUCUGACGUCCAUGUCAACCUUUGUGGAUCAAAAAUAUUCAAGGCGUCAUCUCAACUCGAAGACUUUUCCUUGCGGCGGACUCGGGUCACCCAGUUCGUAAAGAGCUUGAAUAUUCUGUCGUUGGAGCAGCAGUUUGAUGACAUGGGGAUACAAGCGCUUCGGGCUAGCUUGAACGCGUCAAGGCAUAUUGGGUCUGCCAUUCGCUCCUUACGUAGUGUCGACCACGUAUCAUUACACGUCUGCCAGUACAACCCGAAGAACAGUACCGGAGUUGUGCUUGACGCCCUAACGUAUCUCCCAAAGCUCACGAGUCUAACCCUUUCCGGAGACACUGCGACAAAUUGGUGUGACAUUAAUUUCCACGGCUUCAUGAAUAUCGUCGAAUUCACAAUUGAAGCUCCGACUGGAGAAUACCUAGAACAUCAUCUCCACACUUUCAUGACUAAUAAUCCUCGUCUUCAACGUCUAUGCGUGACCUUUCAGCCUCCGCACCUUCGUAUAGGAUGGAGACUUGACGUGGCCUAUAUCUUUGAUAAAAAGAAGGGACCGUUCGCUCUUGAGCACCUAGAGCUUCACGGCAGAUGGAGAAUAUCCGACCCAUCUUGCAUAGGGCAGCUUCCCUCUCUUGCGUCACUUUGCCUUUCUGAUGACGAUGACGAGGGAAGUAGCUUGGCCUUGCUACUCUCACAUCUAGUAAGCCCUCUGAAAAAGCUGGUGUUCCCCUUGCCAGCUGCGAAGCAGCGAAGACUGGGAAAGAGUGACCACAUUUUAAUGGCCCAUCUUUCUUCGUAUUCGGGCCUAGAAGAACUCACCGUCAGCGCUUUGGGAGUGGCCAGUCAAACGGAGCUCUUUCGAGAGGCUCUACCUUGUCAUAUUGAUACACUCACAAAGGUUGUUUUAAAUUAUGCGUUUUGGGACAUCUCCCCUUGCGACUACGAUUUUUUGGCUGUUUCCCAAUUCCACAAUCUUCAGCAUCUGGAAGUGACCUUGCUGUCCAUCAUUCUAACGGCCAGUGAAGUAGUCGUUCCGACGGUUGUUGCGUGGUUAGACAUAGCGACUCGCUUGUAUAAGCUUCGCAAUCUUCAUUUACAUGUUAUAGACAUGCCCGCAACGCUCCUGCCACACACCGACGAACCUACAAUGAGCGUGGAAGAAAUCAUACAAGUCUACAGCAACUUCGACAAGACUUAUCCCCCUCAUCUUCGAGUCCACGUACACGCAUGGGAAAGAAUGUCCAUCACAUACCACAUCAUCGGCGCUCGCUUUAUGCCACUAUACACUUUCAGGCACAACGUUAAAACGCACGAGUUUCCUUGUGAAACUGAUGGCAGACGGAAAUUGUUCAGGAUAUGGGCUGCUGGAAUGCCUUCCACCUUCAUUCGUUAUUGGUUCGAGGCAUAUCCAGUGGGAUUGUUGCUUUUUAUUUUGGGCUUAACGUUGGCACUUGUGAUAGCGUUCGCGACGUACUGGAUGGGUUCCUCGCGUGCCUUCGAGCGACCAUGUCAGGCUGUCGGGAUACCCUUAGAAGAAUUACUUCAGUCUGUUGAAGAUAACAUCAUUAUCAUGAUGUCUGCAUUGUCAGAAGAAUUUCCACACGGACUCAGAUCCUCGUAA